Messenger RNA from Leptopilina boulardi, 1367 nucleotides. RefSeq names its product 5-demethoxyubiquinone hydroxylase, mitochondrial (gene Coq7). Gene Ontology annotation, molecular function: 3-demethoxyubiquinol 3-hydroxylase activity. The record is from RefSeq and is a predicted model, not a curated record. The transcript has 3 exons. Gene Ontology annotation, biological process: determination of adult lifespan; regulation of gene expression; ubiquinone biosynthetic process. Gene Ontology annotation, cellular component: mitochondrial inner membrane; nucleus. The coding region runs from base 168 to 773 and encodes 201 amino acids. NCBI's taxonomy places the organism in Eukaryota, Metazoa, Arthropoda, Insecta, Hymenoptera, Figitidae.
CGUGACCGUGUUAAAAGUCAAUGCCAAUUGGUUGAGAACAUUAACCUAACUUCAACUAUUCGAAGAAGCAUUGCAUCAUGGGGAGUUUUGAUUGUUGUCAAAGAGACGAAGGUUUUUUCAUUUCAUUUCAGAAAAUUUUAAAUACAAAGGUGAAAGAAUUUUAAAAAAUGUUGCGAUUUGGACAAAAAUCUUUGACUCGUUUAAUGAGCAGUGAUGCAACACAAACUGCAUCAGCAGCAACAAAUUCAAGAGCGAGUAAUAUUGUUGAUUCAAUUGUUCGUGUCGAUCAUGCUGGUGAAUUGGGAGCUGAUCGAAUUUACGCUGGACAAAUGGCAAUAUUAGGAAGAUCAAAAGUUGGUCCAACGAUUCAACUCAUGUGGGAUCAGGAAAAGAAACAUAGAGCAAAAUUUGAGGAAUUAAUAGUAAAACAUCGUGUUAGGCCAACGGCAUUGUUGCCAAUUUGGAAUGUUGCGGGAUUUGUCCUCGGCGCUGGAACCGCAUUAUUGGGAACAAAAGCCGCAAUGGCGUGUACCGUGGCCGUUGAGGAUGUUAUUGUUGAACAUUAUAACGAUCAAUUGCGAUCGCUAAUGGAGAAUAAGGAAAAUAUCGAUAAAGAAUUAUUGGAAACAAUACAAAAAUUUCGUGACGAAGAACUUGAACAUCAUGACACUGGAUUGGAACAUGGCGCUAAACAGGCGCCAUUCUAUCAAAUUCUCACCAAUGUUAUUAAGACGGGUUGUAAAACUGCAAUCGCAAUUUCCAAAGUUAUUUAAAAUCAUUUAUUAUUAUUAUUAUUAUUGUUGAGAUAUUUCCUAGUCAUUUUUUUUUAUACACUCGGAAAAGAGAUUUUUUUUUCUUCGAAAGAAGUGUAUUAAAUAUUAUUUUUCAUUCUAAAGAGAAAAAAAAAUUUAUUUACAGAAUUUUUAUUAACUGUGAGUUUCCACUCUAUGUUCCGUCGGUAAUGUAGAUUUCUAAUUUUCGAAUUGAUAGUUCUGUCAGGUCUCAAGUUAUUUUAGGAAGAAUUCUUUGGCUACUCCUCAAGUCAUUUAAGAAGAAGAAAUUAUUUUGAAAAUAAUUUUAUAGUAAAAGGAAAUUUUUACUAAAAUUUUAAAUCAUGUUGAGUUUAAAAAAAAUCUAUUUUUACCGACAGUACAUAGAAUAGAAACUCGAAGUCAAUACUGUAAAUAAAAUACAAUAUUUAGUAUCUAUUUUCCGAGUGUACUUAAAAUUAAUUAUAUCUGUUAAUUAAAAUUAAUAAUUACUUAAUUUUUUGCUAAACUAAUUAGCUAAAUAUGUAGAAAAAUAAUUAAUGAUAUAUAUAUUUGAAUACAAAUUUUGAUAAUAAAUAUCAUUUUAAAUAUGGUAAA